This is a messenger RNA of Andrographis paniculata, 2598 nucleotides long. RefSeq names its product double-strand break repair protein MRE11. The transcript has 23 exons. Bases 171 to 2381 code for a protein of 736 amino acids. Gene Ontology annotation, biological process: telomere maintenance; mitotic G2 DNA damage checkpoint signaling; double-strand break repair via nonhomologous end joining. The record is from RefSeq and is a predicted model, not a curated record. Gene Ontology annotation, molecular function: manganese ion binding; 3'-5'-DNA exonuclease activity; DNA endonuclease activity. Gene Ontology annotation, cellular component: nucleus; Mre11 complex. NCBI's taxonomy places the organism in Eukaryota, Viridiplantae, Streptophyta, Magnoliopsida, Lamiales, Acanthaceae.
UCGAGUUAUUUAAAAGGAAAUCCCCGCCACGACCACUAGCGUCGUCUGCAACGCGACGCUCCUACGCAGACAGGCACCGUACUCAACGCCUCCGCCGGCUGUUCCGAUUUGAUUUUCCAUUUAUUCUUCGUUUCUUUUCAUAGACAAGGGGCAACUAUCAUUAAUAAGAAAUGGCUGGCUCCUCUAGUGAAGAUACAACUAACGUGCUAAGAAUACUAGUUGCCACGGAUUGCCAUCUUGGAUAUAUGGAGAAAGAUGAAAUUCGAAGACAUGAUUCAUUUCAGGCAUUUGAAGAGAUUUGCUCAAUUGCUGAGAAAAAGCAGGUGGAUUUCAUUCUUCUUGGUGGAGAUCUUUUUCAUGAAAAUAAGCCUUCAAGGUCAACCUUAGUCAAAGCCAUUGAAAUCAUCCGUCGGCACUGUCUCAGUGAUAGGCCAGUUAAUUUCCAAGUCGUCAGUGACCAGACAGUGAACUUUGCAAACUCCUUUGGACAUGUUAACUAUGAAGAUCCCCACUUCAAUGUUGGAUUGCCGAUUUUCAGCAUUCAUGGAAAUCAUGACGAUCCUGCUGGAGUGGACAACCUUUCUGCUGUUGAUAUCCUUUCAGCAUGCAAUCUUGUCAACUAUUUCGGAAAGAUGGUUCUCGAGGGUUCUGGGGUUGGACAGAUCACUCUAUACCCUAUUCUUAUAAGAAAGGGAUCAACAUCUGUUGCUCUUUAUGGCCUUGGAAAUAUCAGAGAUGAACGCCUAAAUAGAAUGUUCCAGACCCCACAUGCCGUGCAAUGGAUGCGCCCUGAAGCCCAGGAGGGUUGUCAAGUCUCUGACUGGUUCAAUAUGCUUGUACUUCAUCAGAACAGAGUGAAGACAAAUCCUAAAAAUGCAAUAAAUGAGCACUUUCUACCUCGAUUUUUGGACUUCAUUGUAUGGGGGCAUGAGCACGAGUGCCUUGUUGAUCCUCAGGAAGUUCCAGGCAUGGGUUUUCACAUUACACAGCCAGGUUCAUCUGUUGCAACAUCACUGAUUGAUGGUGAAUCAAAGCCAAAACAUGUUCUGCUUUUAGAGAUUAAGGGCAAUCAGUACCGGCCAACAAAAAUACCUCUCAAUUCAGUGCGACCUUUUGAGUAUGCAGAGGUAGUGCUGAAGGAUGAACCUGGUAUAGAUCCAAACGAUCAAAAUUCCAUUCUUGAACAUUUGGACAAAGUGGUUACAAAUUUGGUAGACAAUGCUAAUCGAAAUGCUAUAAAGAAAUCAGCGCUCAAGCUUCCCUUGGUUCGAGUCAAGGUGGAUUAUUCAGGGUUUAUGACAAUCAAUCCACAAAGGUUUGGCCAGAAAUAUGUGGGGAAGGUUGCAAACCCUCAGGAUAUUCUUAUAUUUUCUAAAGCUUCUAGAAAAGGUCAAAGUGGAGUGGGUAAAAUUGAUGAAUCUGAACGACUUCGACCAGAAGAGCUGAAUCAGCAAAACAUUGAAGCUUUAGUUGCUGAAAGUAAUCUGAAGAUGGAAGUGCUCCCAGUCAAUGAUUUGGAUGUAGCGUUACACAAUUUUGUCAACAAGGAUGAUAAAAUGGCCUUCUAUUCUUGCCUGCAAUACAACCUUGAAGAAACUCGUAAUAAAAUUGCCCAGGAUCCUGAUGUUCAUAAGUUCGAAGAGGAAGACAUUAUUCUCAAAGUUGGAGUGUGCUUAGAGGAGCGGGUCAAAGAAAGGACCUUGAAAACAAAAGAUGGCCCAGAGUUCGGUGGCCUGCCCUUAGAUAAUGCUCGUAAGAGAAGUACCAAAGUAAUUGGAACUGCCGAUGCCUUCAGUGAAGAUGAAGAUGCUGUUGUAGUCUCUGGUACAACAUCUGCAAGAAAGAACAGGCAAGGGUUAUCACAGUCUUUGAGGUCUUCUCGUGAUUCACCAGAAGCUGCUAAGACCACAGGAAGAGGAAGGGGACGAGGGCGAGGCAGGUCUUCCAAUUCAUUAAAACAGACAACUCUAGAUGCUGCCAUGGGUUUCCGUCAUUCACAGAGAUCUGCAUCAGCUGCUGCAUCAGCUUCGCUUCAUACCGGGGCUGAUGAGGACGAUGAAGUAGACUCGGAUUCAAAUGAUGAAACAGAAAAACUUCAAGUUCAUGCUGUGGCCGACAGCUCUGACGACGCUGAAACCCUGCAGGGAAAGGGCAGAAAAAGGGCUGCUCCACGGGGAAGAGGCAGAGGCAGAGGCAGAGGCGCUUCCUCCUCUAAAAGAGGAAGGAAAUCAGACAACUCUUGUUCAUCUUCACUUCAUAAAUUACUCUCAAGUAGAGACAAAGAUGACGACGACAGUGAUGAUGACGAUGACAAUGACAUGGCGAAGAGGCUCAAAUCUCAACCUCGGGUGACAAGAAAUUACGGAGCUCUAAGAAAGUAGUCGGUCGCUGCCUGGUGAUGUAAAUGGCGGCAGCCCUUUGGUUCAGGCUGCUUAGAUUUGUAUUUAGUUGGACCCUCCAGCUGUUUAUACUGUUUCGGGAACAGUAGGUUUUGGGUGAUACCGGAUUUGGCGAUUCCGGCGGCAGAUUUCGGUCCGCUUUUAAUAUGUAUUGCUAUUGUGUUAUGGUUCAUCUAGGCAGGCAGUGAAUUACCUUGCA